Culex quinquefasciatus (southern house mosquito) is the source of this 2274-nucleotide messenger RNA. Its product is annotated as ras-related protein Rac1. The record is from RefSeq and is a predicted model, not a curated record. Gene Ontology annotation, cellular component: cell projection; plasma membrane; cytoplasmic vesicle. The transcript has 3 exons. Gene Ontology annotation, biological process: cortical cytoskeleton organization; regulation of cell shape; establishment or maintenance of cell polarity. The coding region runs from base 295 to 981 and encodes 228 amino acids. NCBI's taxonomy places the organism in Eukaryota, Metazoa, Arthropoda, Insecta, Diptera, Culicidae. Gene Ontology annotation, molecular function: protein kinase binding; GTPase activity; GTP binding.
CGUCGUCGUCGUCGUCGCUGUUGGUGUCAGUCAGUCAGUUUCAGCCAUCAAAAAAUCCAGAUUAGUCGCGAGUUUGUAAUAAUUUUCCUCAAGGUUUUUUACUCUCCUCUUGUACCACAUCAAAAGCUGCGGCUGCUGCUGCUCCCAACUGAACCGAUCAAACCGAGUGUGUGGGGAGUGUGUGUAAUUUGCAUCCGCCAGGGGCGUGAAAACGAAAAUUUGUUUCUGCUGCUGCUGCUGCUGAAAAAGGAGCUGUCAACAGGGUGAAAGGACGACCCCAGUGCCGUACACAAAAUGCAGGCCAUCAAGUGCGUCGUGGUCGGGGACGGUGCCGUCGGUAAGACGUGCCUGCUGAUCAGCUACACCACCAAUGCGUUCCCGGGCGAGUACAUUCCGACCGUGUUCGACAACUACUCGGCGAACGUGAUGGUCGACGGCAAGCCGAUCAACCUGGGCCUGUGGGAUACGGCCGGGCAGGAAGAUUACGACAGGUUGCGACCGCUGUCGUACCCGCAGACGGACGUGUUCUUGAUAUGCUUUUCGCUCGUCAAUCCGGCCUCGUUCGAGAACGUCCGGGCCAAGUGGUACCCGGAGGUGCGCCAUCACUGUCCCAACAUACCGAUCAUACUGGUCGGGACGAAGCUGGACUUGCGGGACGACAAGAACACGGUGGACAAGCUGCGCGACAAGAAGCUGUCGCCGAUCACGUACCCCCAGGGGCUGGCCAUGGCCAAGGAGAUCGGGGCGGUCAAGUAUCUGGAGUGUUCGGCGCUGACCCAGAAGGGCCUCAAGACCGUGUUUGACGAAGCGAUCCGGGCCGUCCUGUGCCCGAUCAUACCGGUGAAAAACAAACAUUCACCGUUAUUCAAUGGCACACAAACAGACCAAAACCACACAAAGCAGCAAAAAAAUGUGAAAUUUAAAAAGAAGGGAUUUGCACAGUUACUACUACCACACACAACCCCCACAAAGUACUACUAAAAAAAAGCUCUUCCCCCUUCCCCUUAAGUGGUAACCACUUCCCAAGCGCUGAAUGGUUCGCACCAGGAUGCGCGUCCACCAAAUAGUGUUACAAAAGGAUCGUCCUGGUGCGAGUAUCAAUUGUCAAUCGUCGUCGUUUACGUAACCACACUUGAAUGGUUGAUCCCCAAAAACAAAACAAAUAGAAUUGUGUAGAUUUACCCUUCCUUCCCCGAGUUUACAACAAUUAGAAGAAACGCCGUUCGGCAAUCGCGACGUACGCGGAGCAAAUCAAAAUACAACAACCGGAAACCUAAGCCGAGAAAGCGAUUAAGAUUUUUCUUUUUUUGCGGAGGUGAAGUUGAGGCGGAAAAUUUAAUGGUAAAACAAGAACAAGAGAUAGAGUUUAUUCUGUUUUCUUUAUGUGCUUUUGAAAAAAGUGUAGAUUUAGUUUGUAACUUUAUUAUUAUUUUUAUAUACGUGCAGAAAAUAUAUAAAAGUAAAGAAUCGUGCAAAACCAGCGAAAGUGGAAAAGAUUUAGUUUUUUUUUUUCGAAACGAAAAAAGCAAACAAAUAAAAGCCAAGCGAUUGUGGGAAGGAGAAGUAAAAACCCUGUCUUGUCUAGUGUAAAGUGAUUUUCGUUUCUACAGCUAAUCCCGAUUAAUCAAAGAGUUUGUAAGAUGAGGCAGAGUUAGGACUAACGCGCUUAGCAGCAUUAAAACCGCGAUCGAAGCAGAUUUAAUUUACAUUUACACAAACACACACGAGCACUUCCCGAGAAGCGUUAUAAAAAAAAACCAACAAAAAAUAGCAUGUACGUUUACUACCGUAAAACAAAUAAUUAUUGAUUGAAUGUUGUAACUUGAGAUUUUUCUUUCUGUUUAACCACAAAACUAGGCAUUGUUGAGUUCUGAAACGGCGCAGUUUUUAAGCACCUUUUUGAGGAGAGCGCGCGUCUACGUUCUGCACGAAACUGCAACACAAAGUAUGACACAAAGAAAAAGAAUAAAAAGCCAACCUACACACACACACAGACACAUUUAAAACGAAACGAAAGGAUUGAACGCUUUUUCCGUUUUUUUUAUUAUUGUCUAAAUUUUUGCAAGCGUAACCAAAUCUAAUUCGGCUCUUAGAUGUUUUAACAGACGCAGAACAAGUAAAACAAAAAAAAAAACAAAAAGAAAUCUGUCGUAUUAGUAACAAAAAAAGAUGGAAAAAUUUAUUGAUAUAACAUUUUUAAUGACUAUAAAUAUUACUAUUAUUAUUGAGUAAUUAAUAAAGAAAAAAGAAGAAUAAAAACUAGAGAAAAAAAAA